UUUUGACGAAAAAAGUGAGAAACAAUUUCUAUAUAUAGCUAGGUGUUUUGAUAUAUGAUUCUCCACACAAGUAGUAAAAGCUCAUAACCUUGUAGUUAAACAAGCAUUUCACUCCCUAAAAAAUGGCACUCAAAUCAUCAACAUUCUCCCUUUUCCUUUUCAUAUUCCUCUUUUCUUCAACAACUCCCUCAUUUGCUCACAAAUACCCCGCAAAACACACCCAAAAGUCACUUAGGAAACCAUGCAAAAGUAUGACUUUCUACUUCCAUGACGUACUCUACAACGGCAAAAAUUCCAAAAAUGCGACUUCAGCCAUUGUAGGAGCACCAGCUUGGGCUAAUAAAACCAGCUUAGCUGGGCAAAGCAGCCAUUUUGGAGAUUUGAUUAUUUUCGACGAUCCGAUUACAACAACAAAUAAUUUUCACUCCAAAGCAGUAGGUCGAGCCCAAGGGUUCUAUUUUUAUGAUAAAAAAGAGAUUUUUACAGCAUGGUUUGCGUUCUCAUUUGUGUUCAACUCUACUGAACAUAAGGGUACCUUAAACUUUGCUGGUGCUGACCCUACGACGAGUAAAACUAGGGACAUUUCUAUCAUUGGAGGUACGGGUGAUUUUUUCAUGGCUAGAGGCGUUGCUACUUUGAUGACUGAUACAUAUCAAGGGAAUGCUUACUUUAGACUUCGUGUUGAUAUUAAGCUCUAUGAGUGUUGGUAAUUAAUGGUUUCAUCAUACUAUAUAUUGGCUCUGUUUGGGGAAGCAUUUUAGCUACCUUAUAUGAUAAGGUGCUAACAUAUUUUAGGUGCUAAAAUGAUUAGCAGUGUUUGGGGAGCACCUAAAAUAAAAUUUCAGGUGGCUAAAAUGACUUAAAUGAUAAGUUAAAAAAUUUACCUUUUCACAAUCAGGUGACUGAAAUUUUGGAAAAUCUUUCCAAAAUUUUGACAACAACUAAUUUUGCUAAAAUAAUUUAUCAACUUAAUCAACUAAUUUUGCCAAACAAUUAAACGAAUCAGUUACUUUAUCAGUUUCAGCACCUUAUCAAUUUCAGCAUUAUCUUAUCAGUUUCAGUUAACUUAUCAGUUUCAGUUUAUUUUCAGCUAGUAAUGCCAAACAGAGCCAUUAUAAGCUUCUUAUAUGGAUGUUACAAUUAAGGUGGUGAAUGCAUAAUUUAACCCACUCUUUUUUUUCUCUUUUCCCUUUUUUCCUAGAUUGUGUUUAUGUUCUUUGUUGUGUGCUUUCUCUUUCAUUGUACUUCCCAUUUUGGGGGAAAAAACUUGAUGUCCUGAUCAGAGUCAUUUGAUAAUGGAAAAAGAACCUGAUCAAAGUCAUUGAGAAUGGAGCAAAACAAAGUGUACAAUGGUGCACUUACCAAAAUGCAAUACGUUAGAUUUUAGGUCAACUCCCUUGGUUGGAGUGAAUUUCAAUAAUCUGAAUAUAUAGGUUACAACAAUAUAAUUCUAAUAGGACUAGGAAGUCUAUCCACAGUACAAGUGUAAAUACGAAAUAUAUCCUAGUAUAUUUCGAUCAUAUUCUAUCCCUGAAGAUAGCGUAGAUGCGUUUCAAAGCAUUAUAAG
Messenger RNA from Beta vulgaris subsp. vulgaris (sugar beet), 1567 nucleotides. RefSeq names its product disease resistance response protein 206. Lineage: Eukaryota; Viridiplantae; Streptophyta; Magnoliopsida; Caryophyllales; Amaranthaceae. The transcript has 2 exons. The record is from RefSeq and is a predicted model, not a curated record. The coding region runs from base 123 to 710 and encodes 195 amino acids.